Messenger RNA from Nicotiana tabacum (common tobacco), 1713 nucleotides. The record is from RefSeq and is a predicted model, not a curated record. NCBI's taxonomy places the organism in Eukaryota, Viridiplantae, Streptophyta, Magnoliopsida, Solanales, Solanaceae.
AUGGCAAAGAAUUCAAAAUCCGUUCCCCAAAAGGAAACUCCCUCUACCUCGCGAUGGGCUAUAGAGGAAAACAUAUCAUCUGCUGCUACUGAAGAAUCGACACCGGAACCUCCCCUGAAGAUGUUCGUUCCUACGGGGUGCCCAAUCGGUGCUGAUUUCAAGGUCGAGAAAACCUCCUCGGUACUGGUUGUUGCUCGUAUGCCAGCUGCAGUUCCUCAACUCAAGGAGUGGGUCGAAGGCAUCGUGUCCCAGAAACCAUAUUCUGAGCGCGCAUGGCGCAAACUUUGGAAGGGCCGGUCUUCCCAAGGAUGUUGUGGUGGCGAGGAUUGCCCCUCCGAGUCCCCUGCUUCGAGACAGGGUGAGGAAAAGAAGAGAAAAAGGGCUCCGAGUUCUCCGAAUUCGGAGAAGAAAAAACCAAAAAGAAGGCUGGUGUACAAAUCCAAGGAAAGCACCAACGCCCGGGAGAUCCCAUCGGACUCACUCAGUCGACUGAGGGACGAGUCCGAAGAAGAAGAAGAAGCUUCCGAACUGGUGGCCCGCGUGCAAAGCGAUACCAAACUGCCUCAAACCAGGGUGGCUGGUGAAGAGGCAGUGGCCGAGGCCUCCGAACCAGAGACGGGCGAGGCCGUUUUUCCCCAAGCUGGGGAGGUCGACAAAGAGACCACGGCCGGUGCUUCUCGGGCAGAGGAUAACAUCCUGAAGGAUGCGCUUGGAGUGAUAGACCUCUCCGAGUCGCCCUCAUUUACCGACUCCAUGAUCAACGAGGCCCAGAUGCUGAAAGGACGCCUAAACGAGGGGCCCCAAGGGGUGGAAGACUCUUUUAACAACUUCUUUGAUGGCUUAGAUUCUACCGCCUCAGAGGACGUCACCGGGUUGGGUGAAUUACCGGUACCAAAGAAGAGACCGUCUUCGGGAGCCAACAUGCCUUCUUCAAGUCCAAAAUUAGUAAGCCGGUUCCCAGCUCCAAGCGCAGAUCCUAAUCGGAAGCGGUCAAUUAUUAUGUCUAUUCCAGAGGAUGCCCGGGUUCUCUCUACCCCCAUGGGGGUUGCCAGCUAUCUUCUGUGCCUGGUGACCGAAGGGGAUCAAGCCAAGAUGGACGGGGUGGAAGCGCCCUGCCUGUUCAAUGAAGCAAACCAAGCGUUGAAUCGGGCCUCAGCCGAGACUCGAGGGUUCACUAAGAAGAGGGAUGCUUACAAACUUCUCAGUGAGAAACUCCGGGAUGAGCUAGAGGCGGUCCGGAAGGAACAUGCCGACCUAGUCGAGCAGGUAAGAAGAGUAUUUGAAGUUGGUGAUGAUGAGUCAAAUACAGUGGCUAACGGUCCGAACCCGCAGGAUCAAAAGAAACUUGAUCAGAUCGAGCAGCUCCAGGUGGAGGUAGAUGUAGUGAAGGCCGAGGCCGAAGAAUGGAAAAGAAACAUGGACCGCUUGGCCUCGGAAAAGGAGGCUACCCGGGCACAAUUGACUUCGGUUGAGGUUCAGCUUCGGACUACAAAGGAAAAGGCUUUGGUGCGGCCAAAAAGAGAGGCCCUCGAGGAGAUUCACGCUCGGGGUUUCGAUCUAUCGGCUAAGAUCAAUGAUGCCAAGGUGCUCGAAGCCAUGACUAGGAAGCUGGCCUAUCCCAAGGAGGAAGAUUCCGAGGAGUCUGAAGAUUCGGGUGAGUCCGAGGGUGGCAGAGACCCUGAAGGUGAUGAUGCGGUCCCUGACGAAGACUAG